Molecule: messenger RNA, 1475 nt
Organism: Daldinia caldariorum
Lineage: Eukaryota; Fungi; Ascomycota; Sordariomycetes; Xylariales; Hypoxylaceae
Product: NAD(P)-binding protein
Exons: 1
Coding region: 379-1353 (324 amino acids)
Source: RefSeq, a predicted model, not a curated record
UAUCUCUCUUUAGAUGCGUUGGUGGACUCGCUCGUCUAACCUUCAGAGUAGUAUUACCUCCUAUUCAGUUUCCCUAUUAUCAUCGCUGGGUAAGCACAUUAUCUCCAACCUAAAAACGUCAACAUUCGACAUCUCAGCAUCUCAGCAUCAUGGCAUAGAUCGCUUAUCCUUACUGAAAUCAUUAUGCUGUAGGUAACUAGAGUUCCUGGGACCUUAGCCAUCGACGUCGCCUUGACGUCAUAGAUGUAUACUUGGCAAACCAGAUAGAUUCAUGACAUUGUCAAAUAGAGAGUUAUGCUACUAGAUAAUUCGCAUGAUUCGGCGCAUAUUGAAGCGCUUUCCAUCUUCUCCAAUCAUCUCAUCGCAUAUUGAAAAAAAAUGUUUGGUUCCAGUAACUCAUUCGACCCCAACACCGACGUCCCGGACCUGAGCGGAAAGGUCUUCGUAGUAACGGGCGGCAGCGCCGGCAUCGGAUACGGAAUCUCAGCCCAUAUCCUCCAGCACGGUCCCGAAAAGCUAUAUCUUCUCGGUAAAAAAGAGGAACAUCUAGACGAGGCUAAGGAGAAUCUCAAAAAGUACGGUGACGUCUCGCGUGUCGAGUUCAUCAAGUGCGAGCUUGAGGAUCUUAAGCAAACGGACGAAGUUUCGCAAGAAUUGGCAUCUAAACUCGAACACCUCGACGCCCUCGUUCUCAAUGCCGGAAUCGGCGUAGGGAAAUACAAUGAAACCAAAGACGGCCUGGACAGCCACAUGCAAGUCAACGUGAUUGCGCAGCAUCACCUCGCGCGGAUUUUGCUUCCGAGGCUGAUUGCAACACGCAACAGCCGCCUAUGCUUCCAAUCUUCUGAAAUGCAUCGCUUGAGCGAUAGCAAUGUCAUGUUUAAAGACGUCGCGGAGAUCAACCAGGAUAUCGGACCUAACCAGCUAUACUGCCGCAGCAAGCUUGCACAAAUACUGCUCUGCAAGGCGUUUUAUCGACGCAAGCAGCAUGGCGAGUUAGGACUUGUGCCCGGAAUGGGACCAUGGAUCAACGCUACGCACCCUGGAGGAGUGAAUACAGACCAGCCAGAUCAGGCUGUAGACGCAUAUGGAACCAUACGCAGUAUGAUUAUUCAGGCCGUAAGGCCGUUCAUGAAGGAACCGGUCGACCAAGGUUGCCGACCCAUAUUAUUCGCUGCGACGAGCGAUGCAAUCGUGGAUGAGAAAAUUGAUGGCCAUUAUAUCAUACCAGACAGGAAGGUUUCGGAUGUUAGUAGUCAGGCUAAGGACGAGGGGCUUCAGGAGAGGUGCUGGAGUUUAGUGGAGGGGAUUUUGAAGGAUAAAUUGGAAAAUCUGCCUUAUAGCACGAACUAAGAAGGAGCUACAUUCGUUAAGUUAUUGCUUAACUUUUUUAUUGUAUUGAAAGCGCUUCGCGAGCUAUUCCACAGUGAUGAAAUAUAAGAAAUUACAUGGUAGCUGGUAUUUCAGAUCUGACG